Messenger RNA from Coregonus clupeaformis (lake whitefish), 3911 nucleotides. RefSeq names its product serine/arginine-rich splicing factor 11. Gene Ontology annotation, cellular component: nucleoplasm. The coding region runs from base 1953 to 3074 and encodes 373 amino acids. NCBI's taxonomy places the organism in Eukaryota, Metazoa, Chordata, Actinopteri, Salmoniformes, Salmonidae. The transcript is spliced from 11 exons. Gene Ontology annotation, molecular function: RNA binding. The record is from RefSeq and is a predicted model, not a curated record.
AUUCGAACCAGGAUCUCUAGUGGCACAGUUAGCACUGCGAUGCAGUGCCUUAGACCACUGCGCCACUCAGGAGUUAUACCAAACCUAUAACCACCAUACACAUAAUGAUGUCUUAUGUAAAGCUACUGCCACACUGUAAGGUCAUAAUGCCACCCAUGCAUGAUGCAUUGGACUUGAUAGACACUAAACAACACAGACAACUUUGAGUCUGAAGUGGUCCCCCCCCCGCUUCACCAGUAAGCACAGUGUACCAAGAUCUGCUAAAGGGACCGGCACGUGCUUCGACUGAGGGAGCUGAUCAAGCUCAGACCAUGCACGAGCAGACAAAAAGAAAGCAGAGAGGAACUGACAUGUAUAUGAAAACUUAACCAUGCUUUUUAUUUUCUCCCCCAUAUUGGACUAUCCUCUAUUAAACUUGUCUCUGUUAUUUGUGUGUGUGAUUUGUUGUAGUGGAGAAGGCAAAAGCAGAGCCCCCUCCUUGAUGGCUGAAAGUGGUCCUCUGCCUGCCAACAGGGGAUUGUAGACAAUUACAAAAGGCCAGCAAGCGUUCAAGCAGCCCCCCCAACCCCUUCUCUUUCUCUUUUUUCUGUGUCGUUUCUUUCUUUCUCUCUCAUUUUCUAUUCUCUAUGUAUUUGAGUUUAAGUGGAUUGCAGUAGUUUAGAUAUUACCAUAAGGCAUAUCACAUGUAUAACACGUUAUUUGACUACUCACAAGUCUAUUUAUCAAAAUAGGUAUUUUAAUAAUCUGACCUGUGUAACAUCCAAUCUGGUUUUCUCAUUGGAUCCAAAUGGUAAGAAAAAAAACAUAGCAGAGUCACUGAACAGUGAACAAUACACAUAUGUCUCAAUGACACAGCUAUUGCUACACCUGCAUUUCAUACUUUUUUCACCUUUAGCGUUAAGGCACUUCCUGGUUUUGGGAGUUGGGUGAACCCUUGUCACAAUAUACUAUCCAAUUUUAAUUUAGCUAAAAAUUAGAUGCACUCACUCAACAUUCGCUGUCCCUCAAAUUGGCAGAUUCAAAUAGCUAGGCUGUGUUUUCUAUGUUGACCAGUGAUACUGUACUUUAAGGUUGCUGACUAUCUAGUUGUCAUUAAUUGUUUUAGAUAUCCACCCACAUGACAAUGGCAAUUGGUUCAGUGCUCUCUCUUUAACAGUGGUCUUUCUUUUUUGUUGUUGUGUUUUACAGUUCUUUUUCCUGGCUCAGCCAGUCCUGUAAACCAGGCCCCGCUGAAAAUACCACCCAACCGUUUUGUCUCCUGCAGCUAAAUUCUCUCUCCUAUGUGCCCUUUUAAAAUGUUUUUUUUUGUAUGUGUGUCUGUCUGGGUGUGUGUAUGUUUGUGCGUCUUCUGUAAAAAAGACAAUUGUUUCUUUUUUUCAUUGCAUCUUGAUUAAGAUAUUUGUAUGUUUCCUUUUUUAGGUAGCAAUGGCAACAUUGAGAUUUGAAACCAUUACAUUUUUUGCCCUAUAUUAGUCAAACAGACAUAAAAAAAACAACAAGCUAAUCUAAUGUUGCCAAGUUGAUUAUUAAACUAAAUCAAAAAGCAUUGGUAAAUUUUUUGCAGAUUUGAUGCGGUGACAAGUAAGGUUCUUGGGAGCGUAGAUAUCACCUACCUAGAAUUUGAUUGCUAGCUAGUUUAUUAUUUUCUACGUGUUGCUGGUAAGUAGUAGAAACUGUGACUGUACAGUAUUUACUGUUGACCUCCGACUCUAUGAAAUUAUUUUUGUUUUGUGUAUCUCGAUUUUUUUUUUUCUCUGUGUGCUCCUUAGUAGUGAAGCCGCCAACGUGAGUCGCUUGUUCAAUCUAUAUGAAAAUUGAGAGCACACCCCACUGGAGAAGCCGCUGUGCUAGCUAACGUUUGGUUCAUGACUUAAAAUACACGUUCAGGCGUUAUCCCAGAGGAGGCUAAAGCUUUGUCACUGCUGGCGCCAGCAAAUGCUGUUGCAGGGAUUAUGUCCGGAGGAGGUCUCCUUCCAACACCUAACCCCAUGUCCAAUCCACAGGUAGGACUUCUCCCAACACCAAACCCCAUGUCCUAUACACAGAUGGGAGGCAAUCCUUUCGGUGGUCCCACCAUGGAUGCGAUGGCAGCGUUCGGGUUUUCAAACCCCAAUAUGAAUAUGAAUAUGAAUCCCCAGUCUUUUCCCACUGAGCAGCUUCUGAAGUUUAUGACUCAGGUGGAUCCAAAAAUGAACCACAUGGGUGUAGGGAUGAACAUGAAUCCGGGCCUGAAGACAGACUCCUCCAACAAAGAGAUAGAAGUGGCCAUGAAGAGGGUCAGAGAGGCCCAGUCCCUAAUCUCUGCUGCCAUCGAGCCUGGCAACAAGGAGAGCAAGAGGAAGCACUCGCGUUCCAGGUCCAGGUCCAGACGCAGAAGGUCCCGCUCUCGCUCCAGACACAGGCGUUCAAAGAGCAGGUCUAAGCGACGCUCGCACUCCAGGAGCAGGAGACGCUCCAAGAGCCCCCGAAGGAGGAGUGGGAGGUCCCACUCCAAAGACAGGAGCAGACCGUCACCAAGCAAAUCCAGAGAUAGGAAGAAAGAGGAGCGGGAUAAAAAACGCUCUAAAACCCCUCCGAAAAGCUACAGUACUACCAGGAGGUCCCGCAGUAUAGAUCGAAGGCGGAGGAAGAGUCGCAGCGCCAGCCGAUCUCCUAAGAAAUCCCCCAAGAGGAAAGUCUCCAGGACUCCCUCUCCUAGAAGACAUAAGAAGGAGAAGAAGAGGGACAAGGAAAGAGAGAAUGACCGGGAUCGUGAGCGCAGGGGCGAUAAAGACCGCAGUCGGGAGGAACGGAAGGAAAAGAAAGAAAGGAGUAAAGAUAAGGAACGGGAACGGGAAAAGAAAACUGAUGGAGAGAAAGGCGACGUGAAGACAUCUUUGCAGGUCACCAGAGACUAUGAUGAGGAAGAGCAGGGCUACGACAGUGAGAAGGAGAGGGAGAGGCUGGACAAGAAGGAUUCCGACCAGGACUCCGGAGCCCAGUCUCCUCACUCGGUGGAAGGCAAUGGCACUGGGACUCCCAAAGUCAAUGGUGACGACCACCGCGAAGAGGAUGACAUGGAUGUCAGUGAUUGAGUCACCCAAUUAUAGAGACGGCUGCAUAGAUCUCUAUGUACCCACCCUCCAUUGUACCCAACCCUCCAUGCCCCACUGACCUUACUGUAUACAGGCUUCAAUCAACUCAACUCCAUCCCUCUUUAUCACAGUUGAAUUGUUAGCUUCCUUUUGGACUGACUAGACAAAAUAAGAUCAAUUAGAAGAUUAACUGAAAAUAUGAACCUUAAGAUUUUUCACAGUUUUGUCCAUUUUCUGUUUGUACGGUGUGUGUGUGUACAUGAUUCAUUAUUUUGUCCUAUUUCGGUGGUGAAAAUGUGAAAAGGUGUGGUUGAUUGAAAGGUUUAUUUCUGUAAUUUUAAAAGUGGAUACUCUGGCAAGUGUGCAACUCGUGAUUUUUAUUCUUUGAUUUUUUUUGUUGCUUAAAUUAUGAUAAUUGCAUUUGUGUAUCUUACUUUUGUGUUUUAUCUAGUUUCUACACAUUGCUGGGAGCAGAAGCAGCCAGUUGCACUGCUUAACAAAUUCACUGUAUGUCCAUUUCAUCAGACAUGGCUGCUAGAUGGAGCAGUUUGCUGUGGACUUAGAUUUUCAUUCUUGAGCUUCUUUCUGUAUUGUCACCGCAAUAAUUCACCAUUUACUAUUUUCUGUCACUCCUGUAUGUGGUAUAUGGUGUUCAUAUCCCAUCCGUUAUGAUACGGAAGAUGUAUAGUGAGUCUUGUGGUGCUAUAAUAACCACUCCUUAUAGCUCACCUACUCGCAAUACCCAUUAGAUCUAAUGCUUGUUGUUAUUCUUAUAAGUUUGUAUUGUGUUUUAUUAGUGAUUCUUUUAUAUACAAUAAAAACCUAUCUGGGUAAAGA